Rubroshorea leprosula is the source of this 598-nucleotide messenger RNA. Lineage: Eukaryota; Viridiplantae; Streptophyta; Magnoliopsida; Malvales; Dipterocarpaceae. The record is from the annotation of a GenBank genome assembly.
CUCAGUGGUAGUCUUUUAAGUUUCUCAACACGUGUACAACUAGGAUUUGAUCGUGACAUCCUCUCAACUUCGCUCGUGAACGUAGUUAAAGGGGCAGUCAAAAGUUCAACUCCCUCUCCAGACUCCAAACUUGUUCUUACUAUUUCUCGUCUUUACGACUCUGUCUCCCCUAUGGAGAAUUCGCAAGGCCUGAAAAAGCGGUCUCCGGCGGAGGAAGUGAAGUUGGCCGCAGCCGCGAUCAGCCUCAACGUGCGGCUGAGAUCCUCCGACAUGCCAAUCGAUAUCCAAGAACACGCCAUGCGUUGCGCCAGAUCGCUCGUUGAUUCCGCUCCCAAACGCCGCCCCAACCUGACCCACCUCGCCCGAACCUUAAAAAAGGAGUUUGACUCGGAGUAUGGACCCGCCUGGCACUGCGUGGUGGGAACGAGUUUUGGGUCGUUUGUCACUCACUCACCUGGUGGGUUCCUGUAUUUCUCUGUUGACUCGCUCUCCGUUCUUCUAUUCAAAACAGAGGUUCUGCUGGUGAUGGAACCGGACGGCGAAAAGAGGCUCUGAAAAUUUUGGCAUGUACUGAUGGUAAUGAAGAGUCAAGCAUGGG